GGAGGGAGAGAGAGAGAGAGAGAGAGAAGCCACACAGAACAGAAACACAUACGCGCACGAAGACAAAAAGCCAAACGAUUCAUCCGAAAGGAUCUCUCUGAAAUCCUCUCAUUCCAAUCCCUUUUGGCUGUCACCACCAAAUGUCAAGCGGUGGCGCCACCGCCACCAUCAGCCCCCGCCCCACGACCCACCGCCGUCGCGCAGCCGAUUUCAUGGAGGCAUCGGCGGACUCCCAUGCAUUGAACAUGGUUGCCGCCGACGAAAAUGAUUCCUCCGACUCCAACGCCGGGGGAGCCGGACGACACCACCACCACCACCACCCGGGGUUUAGGUUAUUGCGCAAACGGGGCCGGUUUCUGAGGGUGGAGAGUUCGCUGUUCAGGGUUGUGCGAGCGGCUUUCGCGGCCGUCGUGGUGGUUUUGUUGGUCACGGCGCUGCUCGUGGCGGCGGCUAUCAAUGUGCAGUUGUUGAACGGGAAAAGGGGAGAAAAUGAAUUACUGAUCGUUCAGACGUUCAAGAACGAUUGGGCCGUGACUCAGCGGGUUGUCUUCGACGUUCAAGGCUCGUCGCAAGUUUUCAUGCCCAAGGCGGAGUAUCAAGAGACAGAUCACGCAAACCAAACAGCUGAAAUUUGGAUGCAACCAAACAGCGACGAUUACUAUAAAUGCAUCCGCCGACCAAAGAAUAAAAUCAGGACCGUUUCUGCAACGAAUGGUUACCUCUUAGUUCACGCCAAUGGCGGGUUGAAUCAAAUGAGAACAGGGAUAUGCGAUAUGGCUGCUGCUGCAAAGAUUAUGAAUGCAACGUUGGUUCUUCCUUCUCUGGACCACGAUUCGUUUUGGACAGAUCCAAGUGAAUUUAAGGAUAUUUUUGAUUGGAAGCACUUCAUUGAAGUUCUGAAAGAUGAUAUUGAGAUAGUUGAAUCCUUGCCUCCGACCCAUCUGGCAGUGAAGCCCCUUCUUAAGGCCCCCAUUUCCUGGUCCAAGGCGAGUUACUACAGAGAGAUGGCGCGGCUGUUGAGGAAGCACAAGGUGAUCAAGUUUACGCAUACAGAUUCCCGACUAGUCAACAAUGGCCUUGCACCCUCUAUUCAGAGGCUCAGGUGCCGAGCCAACUAUGAGGCUCUGAAAUACUCCGAGGACAUCGAAGAGCUUAGCCAAAAACUGGUCAAUAGGCUUAGGAAUGGCGAUGAGCCAUACGUUGCUCUCCAUUUAAGGUAUGAGAAAGACAUGCUUGCGUUCACUGGCUGCAGCCACAAUCUGACUGAAGCAGAGGCCAAGGAGCUUCGCGCCAUGAGGUACAGUGUCAAGCACUGGAAGGAAAAGGAGAUCAACAGCAAGGAGAGGCGACUCCAAGGUGGAUGCCCAAUGUCCCCAAGAGAGGCAGCCCUGUUCCUCAAGGCCAUGGGGUACCCUUCCAACACGAAAAUAUACAUUGUGGCAGGGGAGAUAUACGGCAGUAACAGCAUUGCUGCAUUCCAAUCCGAGUACCCAAACGUCUUCUCCCAUUCGACUCUGGCAACCGAAGAAGAGCUGCAGCCGUUCAAGCAGUAUCAGAACCGCCUUGCUGCCUUGGACUAUAUUCUAGCACUAGAGAGUGAUGUGUUUGUUUACACUUAUGAUGGGAAUAUGGCCAAGGCAGUGCAAGGCCACCGGCGGUUUGAAGGAUUUCGAAAGACUAUUAGCCCUGAUAGGCAAAAAUUUGUUCGACUGGUUGAUCAGUUGGAUGAGGGCACUAUCCGUUGGGAAAAGUUCGCUUCUAAGGUCAAGAGCCUGCACUCCAACAGGCUUGGAACACCGUAUCUUAGGCUGCGAGGGGAAUCACCGCGACUAGAGGAGAACUUUUACGCAAAUCCCUUUCCGGGUUGUGUUUGUAACCGAUCCGAGGAGCAAACCAACAGCCUGCAACUUGACCGGACACCAAACCUUGGGGCUGCUACACAAAUAGUGUUCUAGUUCUGGUAGUGAAACAUGGAUACCCAUUAAUCCAAAUGCACAGAUGAUCAUGAUGGCAGCCAUCCCAGAGAGCAGAGGCUCGAGGUAAGUAUGAUUUUACUAUGGAAGUUUUGACACGCAUAAAGAGAGGACCCCAGUGUCGGGAACCUAAGAAGACUUUUAGUUAUUGAAUAUAUACAUAGGUCAUAAUUUAUUUGAUUCUUGAAUUAGGUUUUCCUCACGAAUUCGUUGUAAUAUUUGAUUCAAGAUAUUAAUAGAAAUUGGUUCCUACUUUUGCUGGGAAAGAAAUCCAAUAAGGGCUUGUUU
Diospyros lotus (date-plum) is the source of this 2261-nucleotide messenger RNA. Its product is annotated as O-fucosyltransferase 19-like. The record is from RefSeq and is a predicted model, not a curated record. The transcript has 8 exons. Lineage: Eukaryota; Viridiplantae; Streptophyta; Magnoliopsida; Ericales; Ebenaceae. Bases 141 to 1955 code for a protein of 604 amino acids. Gene Ontology annotation, cellular component: cytoplasm.